Molecule: messenger RNA, 1038 nt
Organism: Triticum turgidum subsp. durum (durum wheat)
Lineage: Eukaryota; Viridiplantae; Streptophyta; Magnoliopsida; Poales; Poaceae
Source: the annotation of a GenBank genome assembly
AUGGCAGAGGAGCCCCCGCCGGGGAGUAGGCCGAAGCCGCCCAUGUCGCGCAUCACGCGUCUCUCCCUCAGGGCCGUGGACUACGUCGCCGACGCCACCCGCCGCGCCGACGGCACCAUGAACCGCCGCGUGCUCUCCCUCCUGGACCCGCGCGUCCCGGCCUUCUCCUCCCCGUGCCGCGGCGUCGCCUCCCGCGACGUCGUCAUCGACCCGACCCUCCGCAUUCGCGCCCGCCUCUUCCACCCAGCGAGACCCGCCGGCGACGCCAAGGGAGCGCCUCUCCCCGUGAUCGUCUUCUUCCACGGCGGCGGGUUCGCGUUCCUCUCCGCGGCGUCACUGGCCUACGACGCCGCGUGCCGACGCAUCGCGAGGUACGCCUCCGCGGCCGUGCUCUCCGUCGAUUACCGCCGCGCCCCGGAGCACCGGUUCCCCGCGCCCUACGACGACGGCCUCGCCGCGCUCCGCUUUCUCGACGACCCGAAUAACCACCCGGCGGACGUCCCGCUCCAGACCUCCCGCUGCUACCUCGCCGGGGACAGCGCGGGCGGCAACAUCGCGCACCACGUCGCCAGGCGCUACGCCGCGGACGUACCUGCGUUCAAGAACGUCCGCCUCGCCGGCGUCAUCGCCAUCCAGCCCUUCUUCGGCGGCGAGGAGCGCACGCCCUCCGAGUUCCGCCUUGACGGCGCGCCGAUCGUGUCCGUCUCCCGCACCGACUGGAUGUGGCGCGCGUUCCUCCCGGACGGCGCUGACCGCACUCACGAGGCUGCGUGCUUCACCUCCCCUCGGGCAGCCGCUGGCGUGGACAGCCCGGCGUUCCCGCCGGUGCUGCUCGUCAUCGGCGGCUAUGACCCGCUGCAGGACUGGCAGAGGCGGUACUGCGAGGUGCUGAAGGACAGCGGCAAGGACGUGAGGGUGUUGGAGUACCCGGACGGCAUUCACGCGUUCUUCCUCUUCCCUGGGUUCGAUGACGCGCGCAACCUCAUGACACGCAUCGCCGAGUUCGUCGGCGAGAGCGACGAUGGCGGCAGCGAUUAA